Messenger RNA from Fusarium sp. VM40, 1080 nucleotides. The record is from the annotation of a GenBank genome assembly. Lineage: Eukaryota; Fungi; Ascomycota; Sordariomycetes; Hypocreales; Nectriaceae.
AUGUUGCGUCGUCACAAGAUUGCUACCAUACCUGGUGACGGUAUCGGGGUAGAUGUUGUGGAAGCCACAGUCCAGGUCCUUCAAGCCUUGGAGGAUGUGCACGGAACCUUUACUCUCGAUUUUGAAACUUUCGACUGGAGCUCCAAAAAUUAUCUCAAAUCUGGCACAUAUAUACCCGAGUCUGCUUGGCCCAAGCUGAAAGCCUGCGACGCGAUUCUUUUUGGCGCGGUAGGAUCACCAGAUGUUCCCGAUGAUGUUUCGCUGUGGAAACUCAUUCUGCCGCUUCGCAAAAGGUUGAAUCAGUACAUCAAUCUAAGGCCCAUUCGUGUGCUACCAGGGCUUUCCUCACCCUUGAAAAACUGUGCUCCUCAUCAGCUGGACUGGGUCAUAGUCCGCGAAAACAGCGAGGGCGAAUACGCCGGCCAAGGCGGCGUCAGCCACGAAGACACACCGGACACCAUUGCCAACGAAGUCGCAGUUUUUACCCGGACUGCGAUAGAGCGGACCAUGCGUUUCGCUUUUGAGGUGGCCGAUUCUCGACCCCAGAAGAAACUUAGCCUGGUUACGAAGAGCAACGCCCAACGAUUCGGGCUCGUUCUCUGGGACAAGAUAUUUUACGAGGUGGCCAGGGAUUAUCCGCAAGUGAAGACAGAUAAGAUGCUGGUCGAUGCAAUGACUGUCAGGAUGGUGCUAAAACCCGAAAGUUUGGACACUAUGGUGGCUACGAAUUUACAUGGAGAUAUCCUUUCGGAUCUGGCGGCGGCGCUGGCUGGCAGUAUCGGUGUCGCGCCAUCCAGCAAUCUUGAUCCUACAAGGAAAUUUCCCAGUAUGUUUGAGCCAAUCCACGGCAGCGCUCCCGAUAUCAGUGGGAUGGGCAUUGCUAAUCCACUGGCUACGUUUUGGAGCGCAUCUGAGAUGUUGCGGUGGCUCGGAGAGCAGUCCGCGGCGGACCACCUGAUGCGAGCGGUGGAAGAGACCACUCAAAGCGAUGUGAAAACGCGGGAUUUGGGGGGUUCAGCCACCACCAUCGAUGUCACCAAUAGGGUCAUUCAGGCUGUCCGGGAUUCCCGUCGCCAUUAG